UGCAACCCGGAACCGGUUACUGGCCUUUAACUAGUACACAGGAAGUCUUCCUAUAGUGACAGUUUUUAAACCUUAUUUCUACGAGUAUAGUGAUGGCGGUGGAUGUAAAAGCACGAUCUAAAAGAUACGAAAAACUUGAUUUUCUUGGGGAGGGUCAAUUUGCUACAGUAUAUAAAGCAAAGGACAAACAUACAAAUACUAUCGUUGCUAUUAAGAAGAUUAAGCUUGGCCAUAGAUUAGAAGCUAAAGAUGGUAUUAAUAGGACAGCCCUUCGAGAAAUCAAACUUCUUCAAGAAUUAAGUCAUCCAAAUAUCAUUGGUCUUCUUGAUGCUUUUGGACACAAAUCUAAUAUAAGUCUUGUUUUUGACUUCAUGGAAACAGAUUUAGAGGUCAUAAUCAAAGACACAAGCCUCGUAUUAACUCCUGCUAAUAUAAAAGCAUACAUGUUAAUGACGCUUCAAGGUCUUGAAUACAUGCAUCAACACUGGAUUUUACACAGGGACUUAAAACCUAAUAAUUUGUUACUUGAUGAAAACGGAGUUUUAAAAAUUGCUGACUUUGGUUUGGCAAAAGCUUUCGGCAGUCCCAACAGGGUUUAUACUCAUCAAGUUGUAACAAGAUGGUACAGAUCACCAGAGCUCUUGUUUGGUGCAAGAAUGUAUGGAGUUGGUGUGGAUAUGUGGGCAGUAGGUUGUAUAUUGGCUGAAUUACUCCUUAGGGUGCCAUUUUUACCUGGAGACACUGAUCUAGAUCAGUUAACACGUAUAUUUGAAGCACUGGGCACUCCAACAGAGGAGAAGUGGCCUGGUAUGACCAGCCUUCCUGACUACAUAUCAUUCAAAAUGUUUCCUGGAACACCACUGGAGCAUAUAUUUAGUGCAGCUGGAGAUGAUUUACUAGAACUUUUGCAGGGACUGUUCACAUUUAAUCCCUGUACCAGAACAACAGCGACUCAGGCAUUGAAGAAAAGGUACUUCAGUAACAGACCUGGUCCUACUCCAGGACCACAGCUACCGAGACCAAAUUGUUCAACAGAAGCCCUGAAAGAACAACAAAACCAUCACUUGGGUAUUAAGAGAAAACGAGAUGGCACUGAGCAAGGAACCCUUGCUAAGAAACUAGUUUUUUGAAUAUUAAUCAUGAAUGCUGAUGACCGGCAAGUUUUACUGUUCAGCUGAACAGGACUGUGGCAGAUGAGAAGAGCAAACCAUUCCAGUUACAUAUUGUAACAAACCUACUAUUCUGCAUGAAAGGCAGAACAUUAAUAUUUAUUGUAAAAACAUUUUUUUGUUUGUAUGUUAAUAAAUUUGAUUUUCGUAA
Erpetoichthys calabaricus (reedfish) is the source of this 1320-nucleotide messenger RNA. It is a transcript of the gene cdk7, whose product is annotated as cyclin-dependent kinase 7. Gene Ontology annotation, cellular component: transcription factor TFIIK complex; cytoplasm; transcription factor TFIIH holo complex. The transcript has 12 exons. Gene Ontology annotation, molecular function: ATP binding; RNA polymerase II CTD heptapeptide repeat kinase activity; cyclin-dependent protein serine/threonine kinase activity. Lineage: Eukaryota; Metazoa; Chordata; Cladistia; Polypteriformes; Polypteridae. Bases 93 to 1130 code for a protein of 345 amino acids. The record is from RefSeq and is a predicted model, not a curated record. Gene Ontology annotation, biological process: protein phosphorylation; positive regulation of transcription by RNA polymerase II.